CCGAAUCCUUGUUGUUUUCUUUUCAUUUUACUCGAUUGUGUUUACUUUUAAUUUGAUCAUGUUAAUUACUCGAUUAAGUCGACCUUUGGUUAUUUUUCCAAAAUUUCGAUAUUUUUCUGGUGGUCAUGGACAUGAGAAAGUUCUUGAUGACUAUGAUGGAAUCAAUCGGAGAAUCAAUCCAGUAAUUAAACAUGAAACCUGGUGGGAAACUGUAGUUCCACAAGGAGAGUCGUAUGGUUACCGAAACCCUCGAUGGGCAGGUCCAUUAGACAAUGGUAAAAAGAGCUACUAUUAUGGUUUGGCUCUCAGUUCAUUCAUGUGGACUUGGGUGUUUUAUCACUUCUAUUAUGAAGGCCAUGAACUUUACUCGAAACCUUAUGCAGACCCGAGAACUGAUUUACUGUCCAAUGAAUAUUUGGGAAUUCCUCCUGAUGAUGAAGGUUUAGCCCCUGAAAAGAAAUGGGUUAGAACCACUGCUAUUCCUUAUGCUCAUUUUAAUCUCUACUAUUAUCCUAAAUCAUUGCUUGUUUCUGGAUUCAAUGAUGAAGGUCCAUUCAAGAUGUAAUCCUAAUCCCUGGGAAUCCAAUCAAAAACCUUUGUUGUUAAUUAAUGACAAUAUAUAUUAGUGUAAAGAGUCAAUUUCAACUGUAAUUAUCUGUUACCUGAAAGCAAAAACUCUGACCAAAAAGAGUAAUGUGUUAAUCAAUUCACAAGCUAAUUAAAUUGAUUUGGAGAAAGUAACAAACCCUAAUGUGCAACAAUUCAAAUGACACCAGUCCAAAGUGAAAAGGAAUCAAUGGAAUUUGAUUGAUUCUAAUUAACCUAAUAGUCUUUUCCAUCCCAAGUAAUUAAACAAAUCAUCUUCCAAACCAAUUUGAUCAUAUUUGAUCUGGUUUGCUGCGAAUGGGAAAUUUAACCCGAUA
Molecule: messenger RNA, 923 nt
Organism: Panonychus citri (citrus red mite)
Lineage: Eukaryota; Metazoa; Arthropoda; Arachnida; Trombidiformes; Tetranychidae
Exons: 2
Coding region: 59-565 (168 amino acids)
Cellular component (GO): mitochondrial inner membrane
Source: RefSeq, a predicted model, not a curated record